Aspergillus welwitschiae is the source of this 1412-nucleotide messenger RNA. RefSeq names its product fumarylacetoacetate hydrolase FahA (gene fahA). Gene Ontology annotation, biological process: L-phenylalanine catabolic process; homogentisate catabolic process; L-tyrosine catabolic process. Bases 103 to 1398 code for a protein of 431 amino acids. Gene Ontology annotation, molecular function: fumarylacetoacetase activity. Lineage: Eukaryota; Fungi; Ascomycota; Eurotiomycetes; Eurotiales; Aspergillaceae. The transcript has a single exon. The record is from RefSeq and is a predicted model, not a curated record.
UCGCAGUUGUGUCUCCGGUGCUGCUGCUGGAUAGCUACAGACUACUUGCGUUUACUUUCUUUCUUUCAUAUUCUCCCGUCCUUAACCGCGUCCUCCCUCAUUAUGGCUUCCUGGCUGCAGAUCCCCAAGAACUCGCCUUUCUCGCUGGCAAACAUUCCAUUCGGUAUCAUCACCUCGGCGAAAGCUCCAUCGCGCGUAGCAGCUAUUGCUAUCGGUGACUAUGCGCUGAACCUGAACGCUUUUGCUUCAUCCGGGGGCUUCUCCCAGCUGCCCGCGAUCCAGCCCCAUUUGAACGUGUUCAAUCAGCCCACCCUCAAUGCCUUUGCAGCUCUGGGCCGACCAGUUCACCGUCAAGUCCGCGAGUACAUCCAGUCCGUUUUUCGCGCCGAUACUCCUUACCCUCAGGUCUUGAAAGACAAUGAGUCCCUCCAAAAGUUGGCUCUCCUGCCGCUAUCGGAGGUGACCAACCAUCUUCCCAUGCAAAUCGGAGACUACACAGAUUUCUAUGCCGGCCUCAACCACGCCUACAACCUGAGUGUCUUGCUUCGUGGACCAGACAAUGCUCUGCAACCUAACUACAAGCACCUGCCAGUCGCAUACCACGGUCGCGCCUCGUCCAUCGUGGUCUCAGGCACCCCCAUUCACCGUCCCAACGGUCAGAUCCUGGCCAACCCUACCGCAACUCCCAAAGUCCCUAUCUUCUCUCCUUGCAAGAGACUCGACAUUGAACUAGAAAUGGCUGCUUUUGUCAGCACCCCCAAUGACAUGGGCAAGCCCGUCUCUGUCAACAAUGCCGAAGACCACAUUUUCGGCUUGGUGCUCAUGAACGACUGGUCCGCUCGUGACAUCCAGGCCUGGGAAUACGUUCCCCUGGGACCUUUCAACGCCAAGAACUUUGCAACUACCAUCACCCCCUGGGUUGUCCUGAUCGAUGCUCUAGAACCCUUCCGAGUCCCCAGCCUGGAGCCCGAAAAUCGGGAAAAUGUCCUGCCUUACCUGCGCGAGAAGCGCACCGACAACGUCUUCGACAUACCCCUCGAAUUCGAAAUCACCAACCAAGGCGGCCAGCCUACAAUCGUCUCGCGAAGCAACGCCAAGAACCUCUUGUUUUCCUUCCCUCAGAUGCUGGCCCACCACACCAUCACGGGAUGCAACCUCCGGCCCGGUGACUUGCUCGGUAGUGGAACCAUCUCUGGUACAGAGCCCCAGACACAAGGCAGCUUGUUCGAGCAGACAAAGGGCAAGGAGCCUCUCAAACUGGCCGAUGGCUCGGAACGGAUAUUCCUCGAAGAUGGAGACACCGUCGUCCUUAGGGGCAAGGCGGGCACAGAAGGCAACUACGUCGGAUUCGGCGAUUGCAGUGCCACUAUUCUCCCCGCGGUGAAGUUGGAAUUCUAGACUGAUUGCAGUUU